UCUUCCGGUAGGGAGGAAGAGUUGUCCAGGAAGCCAGCGCGCUAUGCAGCUUAGGCUCGGCUUGUUGCGAGUUCUGCUCGGCGUCUUCUUUGCGCUCACCGGGGCUGCCAAGCUCUUUCAGGUCUCGGCCCCUGUGUCACAACAGAUGAAAGCCUUGUUCGAGCAGUUUGCUGAGGUGUUCCCAUUGAAGGUGUUCGGCUACCAGCCAGAUCCUAUAAGCUACCAAACAGCUGUGGGCUGGCUGGAACUGCUGGCUGGGGUGCUGCUGGUCGUGGGUCCACCUGUGCUCCAAGAGAUCAGUAAUGUGCUCUUGAUCCUACUCAUGAUGGGGGCUGUCUUCACUUUGGUGGUUCUGAAAGAGUCACUGAGUACUUAUAUCCCAGCUGUUACCUGUCUGGGGCUCCUGCUGCUGCUGGAUUCCUGCCACUUCUUAGCUCGGACUAAGGGAGCCGUCAGAUGCCCUAGCAAGAAGAUCCCUCGUGCCCCUAGCAAGAAGACUCCUCGUGCACGUGGAAACCCUGAGAACUGAGUCUUCAUGCCACGCAGGAGCAGUCACAGCACACUGUCUACCACUUUGUGAGACCCACAGUCUUUCAAUGUAAAAGGGAUAGCUUGUCUAGGCUUCAGUCUCCCUAAUAACCAUGUUGCUCUGCUUUGAGGGCAGUGUUAACAUUCUUCAUGUCACGUGAAAACAGGAAGGAAGCAGGAGGGAAGCUAAAACCACUCCAAAUUCUAAUACUCCGUGAAUAAUCAGCUUAGUUUUUUGGUGUGACUGUGCCUCUUGACCUUUUUCUAUGAUUAUAUAUAAUAUGCAUUUUUUUUAAUGAAAUGAGACAGUGUAGCCUAUUGCCCACCAUUAAGAUCCAGAGUUUUUUUUUUUUUGUUUUUUUGUUUUUUUUUAAAGAUUUACUUAUUAUUAUAUGUAAGUACACUUUAGCUGACUUCAGACACACCAGAAG
This is a messenger RNA of Mastomys coucha (southern multimammate mouse), 959 nucleotides long. It is a transcript of the gene Tmem35b, whose product is annotated as transmembrane protein 35B. Lineage: Eukaryota; Metazoa; Chordata; Mammalia; Rodentia; Muridae. The record is from RefSeq and is a predicted model, not a curated record. The transcript has 3 exons. The coding region runs from base 44 to 529 and encodes 161 amino acids.